Molecule: messenger RNA, 222 nt
Organism: Phytophthora nicotianae INRA-310
Lineage: Eukaryota; Oomycota; Peronosporomycetes; Peronosporales; Peronosporaceae
Exons: 3
Coding region: 1-222 (73 amino acids)
Source: RefSeq, a predicted model, not a curated record
AUGAAGCAUCUGAAGAUGAGCAAAACCGAGAAGACGAUGAGCCCGUAUACAACGGGGCGUGAACACUUCACCAAUCAUGCGUUGGUCGCGAUAUUUGAGGGCGAGUCGGGCAGAGAGAGCAAGUCCAGCUGCGAGUGCGACGCCAGCACCGAGGACACGAGCACCAAGAGCGGCGAGUCCGGCAGCGAGAGCAAGUCCAGCGUGAGAGCUAAGGAGUCAUGA